Colletotrichum karsti is the source of this 1215-nucleotide messenger RNA. RefSeq lists its product as uncharacterized. The record is from RefSeq and is a predicted model, not a curated record. The transcript has 2 exons. Bases 1 to 1215 code for a protein of 404 amino acids. NCBI's taxonomy places the organism in Eukaryota, Fungi, Ascomycota, Sordariomycetes, Glomerellales, Glomerellaceae.
AUGAGCAGCCCCGACCCGUCUAUGCCAGCCCGAGGCGCCACCCCCACCACGGACCACGUCGUCAACAAGCUGAAGAGAGCCCUGGAGAGAGACGAUAAUGACGACACGGAUUCGUUUCGGGCUCUGAAGGUCAGAGCGGUUGAUGCUGUCCUGACUGCCAUCGAUGAUCCCAACGUGGCAGUUGGCGACCUUCGGAAUAUGCUGCGCCGCUAUCAACUCCCCCAUCUGGACGCUCGUCCAAACAAGCCCCCCUACGACUGGGCCAACGAUUUUGACGAAAGGUACAAGUUGAACAAGGCGACUUUUCACAAGCUUACAAAAAUCCCCGAGGGAAACGCAUUCGCGCGGGGACGUAUCGUCUCGGCGGCCGUGAUGCUUGCCCCAAUGUGGCGGUUGCGAGAAAUCUGUAACAUGACGGCCAAUCACGAAGUCGAUUUUGUUCUCGACUGCUACCCGCUAAGGGACGGUCUGGCUGCUCUCUGUGACCUCUCUUUGGCUAAGGACAAACCUCGAGAAUUGGAAUGGUCUGAAUCCGAUAACGAAUAUGACGACAGCGACGACGAAGACGACAACUACAAACCUGCAUACCAUGAGUGGUACGGCAUAAGCAAAGAGGAAGUCAGCGCGGAGCGGUCGGCGAUAAAAGAAGCCUUCACAAGAGACAAGCACUACGUCAUUACCAAAACGCCAGGAACCAAGCCGUGCUACUUGUUCAACCCUUUUCUCAGAUCAUACUUGAGGAAAUUCCGACGAGCGUUGAAAACCGUUUCUCCUAUAUGGGGGGAAGAGAAGAUCGACGGGUAUUUGGCCAAACUGACAAAGGAGAACCUCAGCGGACCGUCAAAUAUGAUCUCCGUGAGCCCUCUUGCGAGAGCCUAUUGGAAAAAGGGGUGGAUUGCGCUGGAGCCGAUUCGACAAGAGACUCCGACAAGUCUCAGAGUCCGUUAUCACGUCCUGAGAACCACCGGGGAUGUCGACUGGAAAAUCCGUCAUGAUAUACGAAAGCUUUUGCAGCCAAUUCGCGACGAACAUGGAGUGGAUAUCGCACUUUUUGAAUAUGGCACCUACGAGCAUAUCUCAGACGGCUUUGAGUUCCUCAUUACUGCGGAUGAUGCUGGAGAUCUGCCUGAUCUGGAAUUGACGAGGCUAUGCUGGGAGAUUCGCCAGAUGGCUUCGAUGGCGGGAUUUGGGAUCAGUGAAGAUGGGUUUUAUUAG